This is a messenger RNA of Coccinella septempunctata (seven-spotted ladybird), 867 nucleotides long. It is a transcript of the gene DCTN5-p25, whose product is annotated as dynactin subunit 5. The coding region runs from base 124 to 675 and encodes 183 amino acids. The record is from RefSeq and is a predicted model, not a curated record. The transcript is spliced from 4 exons. Lineage: Eukaryota; Metazoa; Arthropoda; Insecta; Coleoptera; Coccinellidae.
AAAUUUACUCCAGAGACUGUUUAUCUUCGCUUCGAAGAAAAAUAAUUGUUUAAUUUUGUUACUGUAUGAACAUUUUUAUCGAGUACAUUGAAUUGAUUCCAUUUCCUUAUCUCGUCCAGAAUUAUGGAAAUUCAAGAUACCUAUUAUGAUAAAAGCGAAUAUGUGGAAACAGCUUCAGGUAAUAAAGUAUGUCGAAGAACCAUUUUAUGUGGAUCGCAGAACAUAGUUUUACAAGGCAAAGUUAUUAUUCAAUCGGAAGCUAUCAUAAGAGGAGACCUUGCUAAUGUUAAAACUGGAAGAUAUUGUAUCAUAAGUAGAGAGGCUGUUAUAAGACCACCAUAUAAGAAAUUCAGUAAAGGUGUGGCAUUCUUUCCUUUAAGCAUGGGGGAUCAUGUUUUCAUAGGAGAAAAGUCUGUCGUUUGUGCAGCUGUGAUUGGAAAUUUUGUUUACAUAGGGAAGAACUGUGUCAUUGGAAGAAGGUGUGAACUCAAAGAUGGGUGUGUUAUAGAAGAUAAUACAGUUUUGGCCCCAGAGACAGUAGUACCGCCAUUCACAAGGUAUGGUGGGUCCCCAGGUGUUCAAGUUGGUACUCUACCAGAAGUCCAGCCAGAUAUUAUGGUGGACUAUACUAGGAGUUAUUAUCAACACUUUCUCACUAGUCGAAUUCCGGUUUGAAAUAACAUAGGUAUUGUUAAUUCGCUACUAUUGAAUGAACCCUUUGACUCUGGAGAAUCAAGGAGAAUUGGGGAAACCUGUUUACAUUGAAAAUAUCUAGAGUAUUCCUUAUUUAAUACUGAAAUUAUUUUUAUUUUUACUUAUAUUUAAUACCUAUUAUGUGGGAGAAAAAUCAUUAAAUUUUUAUUAUGA